UAUUCAGACAUAGCUUGUGGCGUUGGUAUAUUUGGAGAUGUUUACUGUAAAGCCAACAGUAAAUGGUAAUAUAAUAUCAAUUUGCGACAACGGCACUGACGUAGGCGCCGUAUACGUUCAACCCAUUACUCUCCUCUGCCAGACAUCUGUCAGAAUAUCUUAGAACCUUCUGACAGAACAGGGGCAGAGUGGGCCUGGGGGUAAUUUUCCACCCAUCGACGUCACGCCAUCCGUAACGGGAGAGUCCAGAAAUGAAUCCUGUCUCUGCGGCUAUCCGUCGAGUCAUUUAAAUCCAGGUGCUGCCUCAGCAGCCACAAGGAGAGGAGGCAGGAAGAUAAGUUUCAUAGAUCUUCAGGAUUGCUUAUGACUGCAGAUGUUAAAAUAGAUGGAAAGUCAGACCAGAUUUGACAAGGACUUUGCGAACAUGCCCCCUGAUCUGCAUCACUGUCUCUGUGUUUUUGCCAGAAUUUACCUGUUUUUAGAAUAAUGCCAUAGAACAUAUCUCACCGUAAAACUCAGUUUAAGUGUAAACAGGAAAAGAAUAAAAUCAAAACUAGUGAAUGUUGAAAUUAUAACCCUUCUUAAAAGCAUGUGCGGUGGGACCACGCUUGUCUGACUGUAGGAAAAUGAGCGCGCAACCGUGAGAACGUGGUCUCUGAGGUUUGAAGCGAUCCAUUACUCUUGACAGAAACAAAGACCUGAGCUCUGUUGUCGUUUCAGCCUGUGGCAAACUGGGAAAAACAGAACACAGCAGAGGGAAGCCAAGAUGAAUGACCUGCUGCUGGAAUCCGUGGCGCUCCUACUAUACUUCGGAUUGCGCGUACAGGAUGACUGAUCGCUCUUCUGCUAUGCAUGAACGUACUUCAUUGUACACGGUCACAUCCGCUUCCUCGCAGCAACGGCACGCUUGUUCUGUGUCCCUCUGAGUCGGAGGUGUGCUCCGCUGUGAACAUUGGCCUUAUUAAUCAAGCUGCUUGGCAGAUGAAUGCAUGUGUGUGGCGAAGGGAGAGAGAGCGCCAGCUGUUGCCCAGCACGCGGUCACCCAUGGGCGAGCAAGGAUGCUCUGUUUGCAUCGCCUUAAUGUGGCCUGAGGCAUAAUGGGAACUCACAGAGAAGGGAAAUGGAAAGAGCAGAGGAAAUUAACACUGAGCGAACCGGUGAUUAACUUUGAGCUUCGAUGCUAAAGUUAGUUUUCAUGUUAUGUGGUGUUACAUCUAAAGGCUUUAUUUUGGUUGUUGGAGAAUGGACGGAGCUCAUUUCCAUUCUGAGGCGUCUGACCCGUCCCUCAGCCCUCAACAAGCAAGGAUUCAGUUCACAGUGAACAAAAAAGAGCCCUGAAACAGAUCACGUCUAACUAACGCCUCCAUCAGGCUGCUGGCGGCUGCCUGUCAGGAUCCUCCCCUCCUCGCCGCGGCCAAGGAAGGAGAAUCCAUUUCUCACGGGCAGAAUGAGAAAUCAAUGAAGUCGAGAUGGAUCUGUGUGAAAUGAGAUAUGAGCCUUGUCUCGGGGGACUAAGCAGAGCUGGGAUUGACAAAUGACUGACAGGGGUUAAGUGGCUGGGAAGACCGAGGCGCUCGGAGGUGUGAGAAUCACCCUCUUGGACGCUCACUUCCACUAUAUUGUGGAACAAAAGGUUAAAAUGUUACAUGUAGAGGACCGGGUUGACACAUGGAGACUGUUUGCUCCCACAGUAUGUUAAUAGGAUCUACCGUUCUCUGACCAUUUGCUAAACACCUGAUCUCGUACUCCCACAAACUCUUGACACUGCUGGUAAAGAUUAUUACCUGCAUUUCAAAUAUAUUUGUUUUUAUUGUUACAUCAAGAAAUGGGACAAAUAGCAUCCAGCCUUUAGACUCACACACUGGACAAAACCGGGAGGAAGGAAAUGUACUGUCCAAACAUGGAUCGGUGAACGGCUGCUUUCCAGAACACUUUACAAUUUGACAUUCCAGGAAUCUGUAACUGUGAAAGACAAGAAAAGAAAUAAAAAUCGUAAACGCUGGGUCCGUCGCUCCUGUUAUGUAGCGGUAGUUAAAGUGUAAGACUCAGCACCGUUAUGCAACAAAAGGCUUUUAUGACCUUGUUUUCCCGUCUAUUGAUGGCGAGGUUGACGAGCCCAGUGACGAGCCAUGCACUCCUUUAGUUAUAGGCUAGUUAAUUAGCAAUGACAUACAAUGAAGUGUGUCAUAAAGUCAUAAAGUAACGUCGUUGCCACUGAUGUUCCCUAGCUUUUAACAGCAUUUUUUUCUUGGAAGUUGCCACUUUUAGAGUUCAGUGGCUGCCCGUCUUAUAACUUUACAGCCACUGAGGAGCAUGAAGUCAUCACUAAGGCCGCUGAAUUCGUUUAAGAAGAUGAGGUCAGGGAGCGGUUCCAUCCAGGCAGCCUUUAAAACCAUGACGCUGGUCCAUAGAUCGUGCUGUGUGAAGAUGGGCUGCAGACGCACAGACUGCCUCGCGGCGCCUCUGUCGCGCCUGUUCGAGAAACUCGGCGCCGUCGUGGGCUCUCGGCCCGUUUACUUCUUUGUGAUUCCUAUACUUCUCUCGGCGGCGCUCAGCGGCGGCUUUGUGUUUCUCAAAGACAGGGAGGACAACGACCUCGAGCGGCAGUUCACGCCCAGGAAGGGGCCCUCGAAGGCGACCAGGGCGUUCGUCCGCGAGCACUUCCCCCACGAUCCCUCCAUGUUCUCCCAGGACCGGCUGUACGACAAGGGCAACUUCGCAUCGCUCAUCGCCGUAUCGAGGGACAAGUCCAACGUACUAGCAAGUCCCGCCUUCGAGGACAUCACCAGCCUCAACGACAGGAUCCUCAACCUGACCGUGGCCGGCGUUGGACAGGGAUUCAGACAGUUAUGUGCCAGAGCCAACGGGGACUGUGUCCCCAACAUCAUCCUGGACAUCGUCAGCUCCAACGGCACGGACUCCGCCCGCGUCUCGUACCCCGUGCACACACUCGGGUCCGGUCGGGUCUUCCUGGGUUCUGUACUGGGCGGAGUUGUCACGGAUGCCAACAGCUCAGUCACAAGUGCCCGAGCUGUGAAGCUCUUCUACUACUUGCGUGACCCGGAAGGGCCGGACGACGUGUCCAGGCUGUGGCUGAGGGAGUUCACGGAGCUCUUUACGGAGACGUGCUGCGAGCACAUCGACGUGUCUUACUACACCUCCAGGUCCCGACAGGAGGAGAUUGACAGUCACACCACAGAUGGCUUCCCUUUAUUCCUCAUCACCUAUGCCUGCGCUAUCAGCCUCUCCGUGUUAUCCUGCCUGAGAAGGGACAACGUGCGGAACAAGCUGUGGGUGGCUGUGUUCGGCGUCUUAUCCUCUGGCCUGGCUGUGGUCUCCUCCUUCGGCCUGCUGCUUUACAUCGGCGUGCCGUUCGUCAUCACGGUGGCAAACUCUCCCUUUUUAAUACUCGGCAUCAGCCUCAACAACAUGUUCAUAAUGAUUUCCGACUGGCAGCACACCAGCGUGAAGGACCCAGUGCCGCGGCGGAUGGCUCACACUUACAAAGAAGCCAUCAUGUCCAUCACCAUCACGGCCCUGACGGACGUGCUCAAGUUCUUCAUAGGCGUCAUGUCCGACUUCCCGUCGGUGCAGUCGUUCUGCCUGUACACCAGCACCUCCAUCAUAUUCUGUUACAUCUACACCAUCACCUUCUUCGGAGCCUUCCUGGCUCUGAACGGGAGACGGGAAGCCAGCAACAGGCACUGGCUGACGUGCAUAAAAAUACCAACACCGGAUCCUGAUCAAUACUUUGGGAUGUAUCACAUCUGCUGUGUGGGUGGCGACUACGAUGAGAACACUGGAGCGGAGAAUAAGAACCUAGCCGGUAAUUUCUUCAAGGAUUACCACAGCCCGUUCCUCACAAAGCCGUGGGUCAAGGCAGCUGUGAUCCUUCUCUAUGUGGGAUAUUUAGCUACAAGUAUUUAUGGAUGUGUCCAGGUGCAGCAGGGGAUUGAGCUUUAUGAUCUGGCAGCCGACAACUCCCACGUCACCAGAUUCAACAGGAAGCACAGGGAGUAUUUCUCUGAUUUCGGCCCGUCUGUGAUGGUCAUUGUGAGUGAGGGGUUUCCAUACUGGGACAGGACCAGAAGGACCCAGCUGCAGGGAUGCGUAGAUGACUUGAAGGGGCUCCGCUUUGUAGAUGGCGACGUCUACACAUCCUGGCUGGACUCCUAUUUGUCAUACGGACGAGAAAACCACCUAAACCUCGACGACAGGGACGUUUUCCUGAGCAACCUGUCCCCGUUUUUCGCCUUGUUCCCCGUCCUGAAGCAAGACGUGAACAUGAGCGGCGGCGCCGUCCGCGCGUCCCGCUUCUUCAUCCAGACCGUUGACAUCGCCAACGGCUCCAUGGAGCUCCACAUGCUCAACGGCCUGCAGGCCGCCGCCCAGGCGUGCGGCGCGGCGCCGCUGCAGGUCUAUCACCACGAGUUCGUCUUCUUCGACCAGUACAGCGUGGUGGUGAGCAGCACCGUCAAGAACGUGGGCGUGAUCACGGCUGUGAUGCUGGUGGUCUCGCUGCUGCUCAUCCCUGACCCCGUCUGCUCGCUGUGGGUCACCUACUCCAUCAGCUCGGUGACGGCGGGCGUGACCGGCUUCAUGGUGCUGUGGGACGUCAGCCUCGACUCCAUAUCCAUGAUCAUCUUCACCGUCUGCAUCGGCUUCACCGUGGAUUUCUCCGCUCACGUGACGUACGCCUUCGUCUCGAGCAGCAAGUCGGGCCCCAACGACAAGGCGGCGGACGCUCUCUCCACGGUGGGGUAUCCCAUCCUCCAGGGCGCCUCCUCCACCAUCCUGGGGGUGUCCGUGCUGGCGACCUCAGAGUUUCACAUCUUCAGGACAUUCUUUAAGAUCUUCUUCCUUGUCAUGUUUAUCGGGAUGCUCCACAGCCUGAUUUUCAUCCCAGUGUUUCUGACGUCAUUCACGUGCAGCUCAAAUAAAAAGGAAAAUAAAGACAACACUUUGAAAAUCAGCAAACUAUGACCACGAAAUGCUAAGAAAUGCUAGUUCCUGUUUGUGAAGUCGCAUGUGUUUAUAAUAAAAAAGCUUUUGUUACAUUCACAGCACAUAUUAAAAUGAUUCCUGCUCCCAAUUUUAAUCAAAAAUCUGAAUUUCUUAUUGUUUUUUGAAUACUUAUUUAUUUACGUAGAUGUUAUAUAUAUAUAUUUGUUUUUGCAUUUUCAUCGUGUGAGCUGAAUUCAGUGAUCAUGCUUUACAAUUACAUUUUAUUAUGCACUGUACUUUAGAUUCAUUCAUUUUCUUGGAGCUUUUCUACGCGGCAAUAAAAUGUCAAGUUUCCUAGAAAAGGUUGUGGCGACAUGGAAAAACUCACUUAUGUUAUGCGUUAUUAAGUUGUAGAUAAAAGAAAAAAUCCAUCACUCAUUACUGAGCUUGCAUAAAAAU
This is a messenger RNA of Betta splendens (Siamese fighting fish), 5403 nucleotides long. Its product is annotated as patched domain-containing protein 3-like. Gene Ontology annotation, cellular component: membrane. The coding region runs from base 2314 to 4983 and encodes 889 amino acids. Lineage: Eukaryota; Metazoa; Chordata; Actinopteri; Anabantiformes; Osphronemidae. The record is from RefSeq and is a predicted model, not a curated record. The transcript is spliced from 4 exons.